Messenger RNA from Mollisia scopiformis, 1699 nucleotides. Its product is annotated as MFS general substrate transporter. The record is from RefSeq and is a predicted model, not a curated record. Gene Ontology annotation, biological process: transmembrane transport. Gene Ontology annotation, molecular function: transmembrane transporter activity. Lineage: Eukaryota; Fungi; Ascomycota; Leotiomycetes; Helotiales; Mollisiaceae. The transcript is spliced from 9 exons. Bases 54 to 1694 code for a protein of 546 amino acids.
GCAAAACAUUCGACAUUAGCCAGUACCUUCCGGAAAAUCAGAUCAUAGCCACGAUGUCUGCUGGGAUUGAACAGCCAGUACCCGUCCCGUCGGAUAGCGCUAUGGACGUCGAGAAGCCUUCCAAUGUGAAGCGCGUUGUGACCUUGGGGACGAUUCGUCACAGACAUGAGCAUACGAAUGAGAUCAUUUUAGUGCCAACUCCUUCGAGUGAUCCUAAUGAUCCCUUGAAUUGGAGCCAGUCUUUCAAAUGGUACAUGGCAAUUGUGAUAUGCCUUGCGAUGUUUAUGUGCAACUUUUUAGCUGCUGGACCUACUAUUGCAAUAGUCCAAACAGCUAUGGAGUUCUUCCCCACAAUGGCAGUAGUUCCUGCGAUCUCGAAGACGGCGUACUUCUUCACCACGACUGCUCUGCUCCAAGGAACAGGAAACUUAAUCUGGAUGCCACUUGUCAACAAAUACGGUCGAAGACCUAUAUACUUGAUAAGUUAUACGUUGUAUCUAGCCUGCGCAAUCUGGGCAGCGUGCACAUACACCUAUGGCAGUUUCUUGGCCGCUCGAAUCAUCAUGGGCUUCGCAGCCGGAGCCGCAGAGACGAUGGCACCAUUGUCCAUCGCUGAUGUCUUCUUUUUGCAUGAAAGAGGAACGAUCAUGGCAAUGUACAGCGCAGCAUUGGUGUCUGGAGUAUCAGGAGGCAUCAUCAUCGCAGGACUGAUAACAAUUGAUCACAACUGGAGAUACAUCUACUACACUGCCAUCGCCUUAGUCGGAGGUACACUUGUCCUUGCAUACUUCACCUUCCCCGAAACGAACUAUCGUCGAGAAGUGGAGACCGACAGCGACAGUAACCAACCCCUAACCGAUAACCUCCCCUCCGAAAAGCUUGGCGCAACUCACCAUGAAGCAGCAACCAACAUCCCAGUCAAGAAGUCAUACAUCCAACGACUCGCCAUAUUCUCAGGGACCUACACUUCCGAGAGUUUCUGGAAACUAUUCUUCAGACCAUUCGGCCUCAUUCUCCUGCCUCCCGUCCUCUGGUCCUCUCUUGUCCAGUCUGUGACCAUUGGCUUCAUCGUGGCAGUAACCUCAAACGUCGCAUCAGCAUACCAAUCAACCUACGAUUUCAAAGCCUGGCAAACUGGGCUCUGUUUCAUCGCGGCCAUCAUCGGAGCACUCAUCGGAAUCUUCUGUGGUGGAAAUUUUGGUGAUGCGACGGCAGAUUUCUUCACCAAACGCAAUGGCGGAAUUCGAGAGCCAGAGAUGAGAUUACCUGCUUUGAUGAUCAGUCUGAUAACGACACCGUUGGCACUGAUUCUGUAUGGAGUGGGGAUCCAGAAGCAGUUACAUUGGAUGUGUCCCACUGUUGGACUGGCUUUGUUAAAUUUCUCGAUUGUGCAGGCGACGAAUGUUUCGUUGGUUUAUGUUAUUGAUGCUUAUAGGCCGAUUGCGGGAGAGGUGACUUUGACUGUUAUGGCGUUCAAAUCUGCGUUUGGGUUUCUGUUGUCAUUUUAUACCAAUCCUUGGGUUGCGAAGUCGGGGUAUCUCAAUGCGUAUGGCGCGAUGGCGGGUAUAUCGGCUGCUGUCCUAAUAUUUUGGAUUCCAUUUUACAUCUGGGGAAAGAGAAUCAGGCAUGCUACCUGGCACUGGACUGUUGUGCGCUACGUACAUUGGGAAGAAGAUCGGGAGGUUGGAGAAUAAUCGAU